GGCGGGGUCUCAUGCUCACCUGCGCAGGUCGUCUCGUUGCGGUCUUGAGAGGACGAGGAGGAGCAGGAGGGAAAGAUGCGCGUGAACAACGUCUCGUGCGGACACGACGUCCCCACCGGCGGAGUCCACAGCCAGUGGGCGGGACUAACGCUGGCCCUGCUCUCCGCCAUCCUGGUAGGCGGAAGUGUCAUCCUGAAGAAGAAAGCUCUCCUGCGAUUGGCCAACAGGGGGCAAACGAGAGCAGGCGAAGGAGGUCAUGGCUACCUGAAGGACUGCUUGUGGUGGAGCGGCCUGCUGACCAUGGGUGCCGGAGAGGCCUGUAACUUUGCGGCCUACAUGUUCGCUGCAGCCACGCUGGUGACGCCAUUGGGCGCCCUGAGCGUGCUUGUCAGCGCCCUUUUUUCCUGGUUCCUGUUGGGGGAGGAGUUAAACGUGUUGGGGAAGCUGGGCUGUCUUCUUUGUGUGCUGGGAAGCAUCCUGCUCGUCAUCCACGCCCCUCAGGAACAGGAAGUGACAUCACUGCGGGAAAUGAGCGCCAUGCUGCUGCAGCCCGGUUUCGUGGCGUUCAUGACGUCCGUGUCGCUGCUCUGCGGCGGCCUCGUCGCCGUCUCGUGGUUGGCGCCCGGCGUGGCGCGCUCCAGCGUGGUGCUCUACGUCGCCAUCUGCUCGCUGCUGGGAGCCUUCACCGUGUCCUCCGUCAAGGGCCUCGCCAUCGCCAUCCGCAGCGCCGCACUGUCUCAUCCUCUCACCUGGAUCCUGCUGCUCGUCCUCCUCGUCUCCAUAGUAACGCAGGUGCACUACCUGAACAAGUCUCUGGACACCUUCGACACGCAGCUGGUCUACCCCGUCUACUACGUCCUCUUCACCUCCGUCGUCCUCUGCACCUCCGUCGUCCUCUUCCGGGAGUGGAACAAUAUGGCGGCCGUGGACGUCGUCACGACCAUCGGCGCCUUCCUGGUCAUGGUGGUGGGCGUGGCCAUGCUCCAGUUAUUCAAAGAGGCGCAGGUCACCAUGGCGACGCUGACCAAUCAGCCGGCUCGGCCCGCGGAGAGGGAGGAGCUUGCGGACGCAGUUGCGGACAAUGCGGGAGGGGCACGAGGAGGAGGCGGGGCCACCAAAGAGGAUAAAUACACACUGGUGGACAACAUGGUGGUCGACAGUCGCCCCCCGGUGGCCAGUGAAGGACUGACAGUCUUCAUCAUCAGCUGACUCUUUCCACCUCACGUCAUGUUCUACAUAAUCAUGUACAAUUAUAUUUUUGAAAACA
This is a messenger RNA of Entelurus aequoreus (snake pipefish), 1267 nucleotides long. Its product is annotated as magnesium transporter NIPA3-like. Gene Ontology annotation, cellular component: membrane. Lineage: Eukaryota; Metazoa; Chordata; Actinopteri; Syngnathiformes; Syngnathidae. Gene Ontology annotation, molecular function: magnesium ion transmembrane transporter activity. Gene Ontology annotation, biological process: magnesium ion transport. The coding region runs from base 76 to 1209 and encodes 377 amino acids. The transcript has 9 exons. The record is from RefSeq and is a predicted model, not a curated record.